Humulus lupulus (European hop) is the source of this 600-nucleotide messenger RNA. RefSeq lists its product as uncharacterized. The coding region runs from base 66 to 539 and encodes 157 amino acids. NCBI's taxonomy places the organism in Eukaryota, Viridiplantae, Streptophyta, Magnoliopsida, Rosales, Cannabaceae. The transcript is spliced from 3 exons. The record is from RefSeq and is a predicted model, not a curated record.
AAGUAGAGUUUGAUAAAGAAACUGGAAAAGCUAUUCAAAAGUACGGCAAGUGGUUCAACAAUUCCAUGGCUCGUUAUUUGCGUAGCACCGUACCCCCAACUACACUAGCUUGGGAACAAGUAAAACCAGCUGAUAUCGAAGUUAUUCGAAAGAGACUAUCUGAAAAAUUCAUUUAUCCAGAAGACAAUCCAGUAAUCAACGAUGCCAUGGUAAGACAAAUGCAAAAACAUCUGACUGAUUGGCGCCACACGAUGAAGAAACACUGGGUAGAUGUUGGAGGAGAGGUGGACAAUGAGAGAGCGAAGUCAAAACCUUUUGUGUCGAUUACUUCUUCUGAUUGGGCAAUUCUGUGUGAUUUUUGGGCUUCUGAUUCUCACCAGCGUAUAUCGAAGAAAAAUAAAGAAGCUCGAGCUAAAAUGAUCAUACCAGGAGGACACGGUUCCAAAUCCAUCGUUGCCCAUGUUUAUGAUCACGUAAAUUAUAAUAACUUAUAUCCUUACAUUUACGAAAAUAUUAUAAAUGUCACAAUGUUUAAAUAAUUUGCUUUUUUAGAUGGACCCAUCUACUGGCCAGCUCCCGAGCAUGAUCGACACAUUCGAG